This is a messenger RNA of Caenorhabditis bovis, 1020 nucleotides long. The record is from the annotation of a GenBank genome assembly. Lineage: Eukaryota; Metazoa; Nematoda; Chromadorea; Rhabditida; Rhabditidae.
AUGAAGUUCUUGAUUGCCCUUUCUUUCCUUGGUCUCGUCGCCGCUAAUGCGAUUCCAAAAGAGUUUUCCCCAAAGGGACAAGCUCUCGUUGACAAGAUCAAUAGGGCGCAGAACUUGUGGAAGGCUGAGAAUUAUGACUUCUCCAAAAUGAAGGUGCAGAAGAAGCUGAUGGACUUGAAAUAUGUUGCUCCAAACAGCGAGGAAGACGUAAAGCAAAUCGAAGAAGCCAGCAGCAUUCCAGACAGCUUCGAUGCCCGUCAACAAUGGCCAAACUGCGUCUCGAUCAACAACAUCCGCGAUCAAUCCGACUGCGGAGGUUGCUGGGCUUUCGCUGCCGCUGAAGCCAUGUCCGAUCGUACCUGCAUUGCUUCAAACGGAAAGGUCAACACCCUUCUCUCGGCCGAAGAUCUUCUCUCCUGCUGCGUCGGAAUGCUGUCGUGCGGUGAAGGAUGCAAGGGAGGAUUCCCAAUCAAGGCCUGGCAAUGGUGGGACAAGCACGGUCUCGUCACCGGUGGAUCGUACGAGACUCAAUUCGGAUGCAAGCCGUACUCGAUCGCACCAUGCGGACAGACCGUCAACAAUGUCACGUGGCCAGCCUGCCCAGAAGACGUUAUGCCAACCCCGAAAUGCGUCAAGACUUGCACAUCCAAGAACUCGUACCCAAUUGAAUAUGAGAAGGAUAAGCACUACGGAGCUUCUGCUUACGCCGUUCCAAAGAAGGUCGCCGCCAUCCAGACCGAAAUCAUGAACCACGGACCAGUUGAGGCAGCCUUCACUGUCUACGAGGACUUCUACCAAUACAAGUCCGGAGUCUACGUUCACACCACCGGAGCUUCCCUUGGAGGACACGCCGUCAAAAUCGUCGGAUGGGGAGUCGACGCCGGAGUUCCAUACUGGUUGAUUGCCAACUCGUGGAACAUCAACUGGGGAGAGAACGGAUAUUUCCGUAUGUUGAGGGGCACCAACGAAUGCGGAAUUGAGCAUGGAGUCGUCGCCGGUAUCCCAGACCUUAAGCGUUAA